Messenger RNA from Penicillium subrubescens, 966 nucleotides. RefSeq names its product putative short chain dehydrogenase/reductase. Gene Ontology annotation, molecular function: oxidoreductase activity. The transcript has a single exon. Lineage: Eukaryota; Fungi; Ascomycota; Eurotiomycetes; Eurotiales; Aspergillaceae. The coding region runs from base 1 to 966 and encodes 321 amino acids. The record is from RefSeq and is a predicted model, not a curated record. Gene Ontology annotation, cellular component: endoplasmic reticulum.
AUGGACAUCUCAAAUUGGACCACAACCUUAAGCACAAUCGGCCUCGCAACCCUCUCCUACCUAAGCUACAAACUCACCCGCCAAGCAAGCAUCUACCUCCUCCCCAGCAAACUACAACGGUACAACACCUCCAACAAAAACUGGGCCCUCGUGACAGGCGCCACAGAUGGAAUAGGUUUCGGUUUCUGUCAAGAGCUGUGCUCCCGUGGUUUCAACGUUAUUCUGCACGGGCGUAAUCGCGAGAAACUCGUCCAGCGCGCGACAGAACUUAACACUGCGUUUCCGGAGCGAAAGACCGGGAUUGUGGUUCUUGAUGCUGUGGGUAUGAAUGAUGGUGUUGAUGAUAUAGCGGAGCAAGUGCGCGAUAUCAUCGGUAACGAAGGCCAGGGGCAGGGCAGAUUAAGUGUGCUGGUUAAUAAUGUCGGCGGCGAGAAGAGACCGUCUGUCACACUGGGGACAUUAAAGUAUGCGGACGUGGACGCGACGAUUGACAAGAAUGCGCGGUUUAUGGCGCAGAUUACGCGUGUUCUUCUCCCGCUUUUAUCAGAGGGUCAAGGUCGGUCUGGACUUAUCUUGAAUGUUUCAUCGCUCUCGCAAUACGGAUUGCCGUAUAUCUGUAUUUAUUCCGCGACGAAGGGAUUUGUGGACUCUUUUACAAAGGCGCUGGAGGCGGAAUGUUCUGCGGAAAGGUGUGGUGUGGAAGUGAUGGGAUUGCGGGUUGGGGAGGUGAAGUCUGCUGGGUAUGAUGUUGAGAGUACCCUAUUUGUUCCUUUGGCGCGAACGUUGGCGAAAGCGGCAUUGGAUCGGGUGGGAUGUGGCAAGGUUAUUGUGUGGGCGUAUUUUUGGCAUUGGUUGCAGGGUCUCUCGUUCGAGGUUAUGCCACGGUGGGUAUUGAUGCAUGCCACGAUCGGAAGGAUGAUGGCUAUAAAGAAGAGAGGAGAGGAGAAGGCAUUCAAGAGGCAGUGA